This is a messenger RNA of Trifolium pratense (red clover), 564 nucleotides long. RefSeq lists its product as uncharacterized. The record is from RefSeq and is a predicted model, not a curated record. The coding region runs from base 1 to 564 and encodes 187 amino acids. Lineage: Eukaryota; Viridiplantae; Streptophyta; Magnoliopsida; Fabales; Fabaceae. The transcript has a single exon.
AUGAAAGCUAUUAUGCAGCAACGCGAGGAUAUCCGUCAAAAUCAAGUGUGGAUAGAGAUGUUGAAUACCCCAAAAUUCAACAUGAAAAAGAUGUAUAUGGCAGUUCAUGAUAGAGCUCAAAAGGUUGUGUGGAGAACCUUGUUUUAUGGUAACGUGGCACGACCUAGAGCUCUUAUUACCCUCUGGCAUGCUUGUCAUGAGAGGUUGGCUACUCGCGAUCGCCUUCACAAAUAUGGAGCAAUUGACAUAAUUCAUUCUUGCUUCUGCAAUACGGAGGAAACACAACGACACCUGAUGUUUAAUUGCAGUGAAACAAAGGGUAUUUGGAGAAAAGUCCUAGAUUGGAUCCAGGUUGAUCAUAACCCUUUGGGUUGGCGCCAAGAGAUGGAAUGGAUUAUACAGCAGACAAAGGAAAAGGGAGAUCGUGCUAAGAUCCUGAAGCUGACUUUUACCGAAAGUGUUUAUGAAAUAUGGAGGUAUAGGAAUGCUACUAGCUUUGGUAAUGUUGAUAUGAACCAACAUACUGAUAGCAAAAUAAUUGACACUAUAGUAUAUAGAGGUUAG